This is a messenger RNA of Coregonus sp. 'balchen', 10480 nucleotides long. The record is from the annotation of a GenBank genome assembly. Lineage: Eukaryota; Metazoa; Chordata; Actinopteri; Salmoniformes; Salmonidae.
AUGAUGAGAAGCGCGGGGUUGUUGCUUGGCUACUUUUUGGUGAAAGUUCUUGAAUGCUACGCGGAGGGGGAGCCAGGGCAGAAGCUGAACGGCUUUAUUAUGGUACCAACGGGUACCAACGAGUCAAAAUUGAACGGAGAGAAUAGCGUUUCGGAGAGUCCGCGUACAGAGGACAAGUGCCGGGGUUAUUACGAUGUGAUGGGCCAGUGGGAUCCGCCGUUUGUCUGCCAGACGGGCAGUUACCUGUACUGCUGCGGGACCUGUGGCUUCAGAUUCUGCUGUGAGUUUACAAGCUCGCGGCUGGACCAGACCACCUGCAAAAACUAUGACACCCCGCCGUGGAUGAUGACAGGCAGACCCCCCCCCAAGAAAAAAGACCCCACUCACGACCCCACAAAGGAUAAGACAAACUUAAUUGUGUAUAUAAUAUGUGGAGUUGUUGCCAUAAUGGCCCUCGUUGGGAUUUUCACAAAACUUGGACUUGAAAAGGCGCACCGUCCACACAGAGAAAACAUGUCAAGGUGAGAGUGUAUAACAAACAACCCCAGCUGUCGCUGUGCGCAAUGCAGUAACAACUUUGGAUAGCCUAAAUGAAUGCAGGAAUGUAACUUUUAUUUGGGUGUCAGAAGUUUCCUUAAAAUAUUUCGAUGCAUUAAAGAUGCUGUUUUGUUAAAAUAGGUGAUAACCCACUGGACGCAGACGUCAGUUCAACUUCUAGUUUUGAUUUACAUUUGGUUGAAAUCAACAAAAAAUCAACAAAAAAUGUAAUUGGAUUUAGGUUUCCUUGAUGAUUUAGGUUACCAUUUCCUUACCUUGAUGACUUUUUUCAAGUCCAGUCAGUUUUCCCACAUCACAUAGAUUUGUUGGUUGGAAUGACAUGGAAACAACGUUGAUUCAUGAUUCAACCUGUUUUUGCCCAGUGGAAAGUGUUAAAAUAUAGAAUAAAUCGACAUGCUCAGUCAGUUCUACUGACCACAAUACAUAUGCAGCCUACUAUAUUGUAUUUGUGAGUGGCUGUGAAUACCUGUCCAAUUGCAUUGGUGUCUUGAGAUUCUAUCAAAAUGCCAUACUUUUCAUUCUGAAUGAUUGAGACCUCUAUACUUAAUAAUAAUGAGCACACUAUGUCCUGGUAAAACCAGAUGUGCUGUAGGUAGUAGUGUGUGAUGAGCCAUGCUCUCAUCUCCCUUGAUAUCAUUUCAUCUCACACCCAGAUGGUGACAUUAAGGCCACUUUUUUUACUCCAUUACACCUGCAAUUGUUUUUAAUUAUCUCACUGCCCUAGAUUUCAUCAUUUUAAUUAGCUUCAUUAUUCUUUGACGUUAUGUGUACACUCAAGGUUCACUUACCCCAAAAACGGGUUGAUUCAAUGUUGUUUCCACAUCAUUUCAACAAAAAGAUUCAGUGAUGACUUUGAAUCAACAUGGAAAACUGAUUGGAUUAGCAAAAAGUCAUCAACGUAAGGGAAUUUCAUAUUCUUUUCACCCAACUUUUAACCUAAAUCCAAUGACAUGGUGAAAUGUUUUGUUAAUUUCAUAUUGAACAUGUGUUAGUUGACAACUCAACCAAAUGUUUAUCAAAACUAGAUAUUGAACUGACCUCUGUGCCCAGUGGGCUGCCUUUGUCUCAACAUGCCUUGGGAUCCCUACUAUCAUUUGUCAUAUUUCCCACCUACAGUAUAUUAUCAAUGCCCAAAGGAAGGUGAUCCCACUAACCCACUGUAGCAUAAAAGGUACUGUGCACAUCAAACAAAAACCCUUUGAGCAUAUGAUAAUUGGUCAUUGGUAGGUCAUCUACAAGUACGAUGCAAGCAUGUGAAUAAUUGCUUUGAUUUAAUUGGCCUAGAUUGAAUUUGAGUCUACAUUAUUCAAACAUUAAGACUUGUAAGGAUUUCCGAUAAAUAGCAGAUAAAUAUUGAGGUUUACAGCAUUUGAGCUACUGCUACUGUAAUUUUGCUUGAUUUUGGAGCUAUUUUGAUUUCCAUGUCAUGCUUUAUUAUUGAGUGGACCAGCUGAUUGAGGUGUUUGUGUUUCGUCAGGGCUCUAGCCCAGGUGAUGCGCCAGCCUGGUCCAGGAGAACACUCAGAAGACAUUGGGGUGCAUGGACAGCACUAUGACAACAUGCAAGCCAACAGGGUACCUGCUAACAGUCUCCGUAAGUGGGCCUCUUCCAUCCAAUGUCUCAUUUCAUAGAGAAUAGCCACUAUAACAAUAAUUUGAUACUCAUUGGAAAGUAUAACCAUCUUACCACAACCAGUGGUAAGAUGUGUGCAUGGUGUAUUAUGUGGAGCUCUGCAAUGCAUUAGGUAUGGUCAUGAUUGAGAUACAGAGAUAGUAUAAACAGGAUGCCAUCUGCGGAAGACUGAGGGUCUGACUGCUGUGAUCAGAAUAAUCAUGCACAACCUUUACCUUUGUACAUACAUACACACAUUUCAAACAGCCACCAUCAGUAAACCUUAUCAUACAAGAGAACGUUGACAUUUUCAUUUUCAUAAAUGCUGGAGUCCUAUUGAAAUGCCCAACAGACUCCGAUUGGUCUUUGUGGUUGUAGUGAGGCAGCUGUGAAAUUCAAAGGCUUAUUCACCACCACCCUUCGCCUUCCUGGCUCGCCUGAUUUAGCUGCUCCAGAUAAGACAGUUGUGAAAGAAGUCCAUUUUGUUGAGUCCUGUGGGCUGCUGAAGCAAUUACUCACAGCCUCAGUAAUCAUUUAACACACUGGGAUAAUUAGCAUCAUCAACCGCUGCUGACUAAUAGUAGUAUAACGCUUUCGCUGCUCUCCAUCUCUUACAACUGGCUCUUUCUUUCUCAUCUCUCUCUUUUUCGUCUCUCUCGAACAAGCAGCCAAGCAAGCACGCACACAGGCACACAUCUAUACACAGACCCGCAAGCAUUCACUCACUCACUCACUCACUCACUCACUCACUCACUCACUCACUCACUCACUCACUCACUCACUCACUCACUCACUCACUCACUCACUCACUCACUCACUCACUCACUCACUAACACUCAUGGAUGAUGCAGGCUUCAUUAUGUUAUUAUGCAUUGCAUGUCUCAGACUGCCGGUUGCCAUCACACAGGCUAGGCUUUACUCACUAAUGGCAAUUGACAGACUUUUCCCCAUUUGCUUGUUUGGAAGUGAUUCUAAUGCAUGCCCUCUGUUGUUGGAGCGACGUAAAAUGACAUGUUUACACUUUUCAAGCUGAAAAGGAGUGUCAAUAUUUGUCAUGAAAAACAUGCUGUUUGUUUGUGUGAGAUGGACAAAUUCGACUUGGAGAGAAUGAUAAUGGGAAUACUAGUUUUAUGUUGACGGCAUCAGCAUAUGGCAACAGAGGUUGUUUUUUGUUGUUGUCGAAAGUGAAGUGGAUGAGGCAGCUCUGGGUCAAGAGCCUCCACUUUGAUUCUUGAGUGUAGCUGAGUGUAGCUUCCACCAAUAAUUGAAGCUUGUAGCUUGUAUUUGCAUGAAGAGCUGGCAUAUUUCUCUCCCGUCCCUUGGGUAGGAAUUACCAAAGGGAUUGGAGACCUAGUUCAGCAAUCAGGUGGGCUGCAUGGAUACACAUUGGCAUUGUCUCUCCUCACAGUAUAUGGAAGGAUCCAUACCUUUUCACACAAUAGCACUGUAGAUUGGAGAGGGUAGAUGAGUGGAGAGGUGGGUUCUGGGUAAUCUCUUCCUUUGUCAGUGGCCCUCCCACCUCCUCCUAGCACAACACUAUCUCUUUUAGUCCAUCGCAUCAAGUUGAAGCAACAAGGACCUCUUCAAUCUCCACUGUGUCGGCUCACGAAAUGGAUGUGUAAUUUAGUGUGACAGAGCUUUUCAGGUGUCCUUAGAAGGCCAGGGUUUGGGUGGAUGCAGUGUGCGAUUCCACUAGAGUCAAUACACUGUUCUUUAUUGGUUUGGCAUAAUGUGGGCAUUAUGGAAUCAGAAGGAGCAGUUUAUCACUAUUAAGUUGUGUGCUGUAUUAGAAUAGAGGUAGUGUUGUUUAGUUAUGCUAACUAGAACCCUUAUUCAAUAAAGGGGGAUGAUAGCACAGGUUUCUUUGAGCAGCUAUUCACACUCAUUCCCACACUGACUGUCCUCUUGUAAAAAGUCUCACAGGCAGAGCAGUGUCUUGCUGUUUCAUGAGAAGAUGUGAUGAGUUAUUGUAUCAGUGUGAACAGCCUCAGCCAGUGAGCUCACUGUUGGAGAUGUGGAGAGGUGCAGGGAGGUGUGUGAGGGGAGACACCCAGGUGUUGUGCUGCUAAAGAGCUGACUCCAUCUCCAUGCAGGCUGAGGGGUAAUAACCCAGAGAGUGGAGUGUGUAACUGUGCUGGGAGCAGGGCCAUUUCAUAGAGCACUGGGACUAAAAAAUUCCCAGUUCUCCAGUCUGAAAUGCCAUUAAAGUGCUUAAAUCUGAGAGUGCUGAGUCUGACUGGUGGCAGGCACAUACUCUCAGGCAGCAACACAGUGUGUGAUUGUUUUGAAUUAGGUAACCCACUGGGGUCAGGCUGGUACAAAGCAUGGCAGUAGUGCAGUUUAGUAGACAGACAUCAAGUCAGGAAAUUGACAGGGCUUUUUAUGGUAGCAUGGUACCUCAGCAAGAAUAGUAAGAAACCUCAGCCACUAGACUAGAGAGCAUAAUCAGUGUUGCUAUAGUGGUGUAAAAAAAUAAAAGAUCCAAUCAAAACAAGGGAAAUUGUUUAAUUCAAAUUGAUUUCCAAAUUUGCCUAAUACAGCAUCAAUAGAAUCGGAAUGGAAUGAAACCCCUUGAGCUGAGGCGCCUGAAGAGUGUUAUUCUGGUGAAUGAAUCUCAUUAUCACACAUGUAAAACAAGCACACUACGCCAGCAGAAGCUCUCACUUGGACAGGCUAUUUCACUGGAUGUGAAUUAUGCAGGGUAUCUAAUCUAGUCUGAGGCUUAUGUCCAUAUAAGUGACACCUCAUGGCAUACAUUGACUGCCAAGGAGGACUGUCUGUGUGUGAACUCUGUCUUGUGAGAGAGUAGCGCUCUGAAGAGGUGACAGCACAAGUAAUUAGGUUCAUGUGAGGCUGCAUGUGUUUGAGUAACAUCUCCUCCUGUGUUUUCAAUCUAAUGUUAUAUUACCCUGGACACUUGCUGCAUUGAGGGUUCAAUUGAAAGAGACUCAUUAGCAUGGUGAAAGCCCUGUCAGGCUUACUUGUGUCAAUAUCAAGGUAUUUAUUCAAAAUAAUGUUUUUUCUUGGCCUUUUUGUCUGCGUAUUGUGCUUUUUAGUAAUUGUACAAUAUAAUUUAAAGGAAAACAAUGGGAAAAAAUGGGUUGAAUCAACGUUGUUUCCACGUCAUUUCAACCCCAAAAUUCAGAUGUGAUGAUGUUGAAUCAAGGUGGAAAACUGAUUGGAUUUGCAAAAAGUCAUCAACGUAAGGGAAUUUGGUAUUUUAUUCACCUAACUUUUCACCUAAAUCCAAUGACAGGAUGACAUUUUUGGUUGAUUUCCCGUUCAAUUCACGUUAGUCGAUAACUCAACCAAAUGUAAAAAUGUUGCACUGACGUCUGUGCCCAGUGGGAAAGCUUUCUCCCAUUGUUAUGGCCGUAGACUUCAAGUACAUUCAAGUAAUGGGCUCCCGAGUGGCGCAGCGGUCUAAUGCACUGCAUCUCAGUGCUUGAGGCGUCACUACAGACCCCCUGGUUCGAUUCCAGGCUGUAUCACAACCGGCCGUGAUUCGGCGGUGCACAAUUGGCCCAGCGUCGUCCGGGUUUGGCCGGUGUAGGCCGUCAUUGUAAAUAAGAAUUUGUUCUUAACUGACUUGCCUAGUUAAAUAAAAUAAAAAAUAAUGAGGCCUUUGUUUCAAAUACCAAUGUUGAAAUGUUCAUUAACCCUCGUCAGACCUUUAAUUGAUUAUGAAAGAACUGUGUUAUGAUUAGAUCAUGGCUAUUAAUUUUUUUUGAAGGGCUUUGAUAUUCACAAUACAAAAUCCACUCUUGUAUACAAGUAGGCUCGUUGGGUCAGUGGUUUCCGGUGCUUCAGAUCAUGCAUGCUAUAUAGUGCCUUCAGAAAGUAUUCGUACCCCUUGACAUAUUCCACAUUUUGUAGUGUUACAGCCUGAAUUCAAAAUGGAUUAAACAUAGUUUUUCUCACCCAUCCACACACAAUACCCCAUAAUGACAAACUGAAAACAUGUUUGUAGAAAUGUUAGUAAAUGUAUUGAAAUAAAUUGACAUAGGUAUUCUCACCCCUGAGACAAAACAUGUUAGAGUUACCUUUGGCAGCGAUUACAGCUGUGAGUCUUUCUGGGUAAGUCUCUAAGAGCUUUGCACCUAAGGAUUGUACAAUAUUUGCACAUUAUUCUUUUUAAAUUCUUCAAGCUCUGUCAAGUUGGUUGUUGAUCAUGGCUAGACAGUCUUGCCAUAGAUUUUCAAGCAGAUUAAAGUCAAAACUGUAACUAGAACAUUCAAUGUCAUAUUGGUAAGUAACUCCAGUGUAUAUUUGGCCUUGUGUUUUAGGUUAUUGUCCUGCUGAAUGGUGAAUUUGUCUCCCAGUGUCUGUUGGAAAGCAGACUGAAUCAGGUUUUCCUCUAGGACUUUGCAUGUGCUUAGUUCGAUUUCUGUUUCUUUUUAUCCCAAAAAAACCUCCCAGUCUUUACCGAUUACAAGCAUACCCAUAACAUGAUGCAGCCUCCACCAUGCUUGAAAAUAUGAAGAGUGGUACUCAAUGAUGUGUUGGAUUGCCCCAAGCAUAACGCUUUGUAUUCAGAACAUAAAGUUAAUUUCUUGGCCACAUUUUUUGCAGUUUUACUUUAGUGCCUUAAUGCAAACAGGAUGCAUGUUUUGGAUUUUUUAAAUUCUGUACAGGCUUCCUUCUUUUCACUGUGUGAUUUAGGUUAGCAUUGUGGAGUAACUACAAUGUUGUUGAUCCAUCCUCGGUUUUCUCCUAUCACAGUUUCCUUCCUCUCUGGCAACUGAGUUAGGAAGGACACCUGUAUCUUUGUAGUGACUGGGUGUAUUGAUACACCAUACAAAGUGUGAUUAAUAUAUCAAUAAAAUAUCAAUGUAAUCUAUUUUAAAUUCAGGCUGUAACACAACAAAAUGUGGAAUAAGUCAAGGGGUGUGAAUAAUUUCUGGAGGCACUGUAUAUGGCUCAGGUGGUUUCCAUUAUGAUGCCCUCAUGUCACAUGAUGGAACUAAUACAUAUGGUGCCAAUAUGCAUGACAUCUCCAUGGAAAUGAAGGUAUUAUGACCAAUUUGCCUAUCCAUGGAUUUUUGCUGUUGUAGGUAAAAUAUUAAUGAGCAGAAAAGUGAUUGUUGUUAAAUUACAAUAACUUAAGAGGCAGAAUGCAUUAUAUCUGACUUUGAAUUAAUUUCCCCACAGUGGCAAAAGGACCUAUAUAUACACUUGCAGUUUGCAGUUACACUGUCAACUCUUAAAGGAUUGUGCAUGCCUGUAUCCAUGGCAAUCUCACACAAUUGUGCUGACAAUGAUUUUGUUCUGCCCCUUUCAACUUCAGAUUGAACUGACAAAAAUAUACCAUGUACUUUUAUCUAGGGAGAUUCCCCUGAUAAAAACUAUACAUAUAGACAUUUGAGGCACCCUUAAAUGUCACAAUAAUCAUGCUUUGCGGGAAAUACUAAUAAGGAAUGAACAUUCCUAAUAGGCAACUUGGUUCUUUGUUUUAAACACAUCAACUGUAGAACAAGUAUAGCGGAAAUGUGUGUACAAGGUAGUAUCUUUCAGAAAAUGGCUGCCUAGUUGUCACACGCAUAUAGUACCCUGAACAUAAAGCCUACUGUACCUCAAGGUGCGCCUACGAGAUGAGUUUUCUCCUUCAGCUGAAAUUAUUAUUAUUCACUUUAAUGAAUUCAGGCGGUCUAGGUGCUGCCAUGACAGGCGAAUAAUUAAUCAUUCUUUAAACAGAGAACCCUUUUUUUCUUCCGUGCCCCCUCCUGGAAUAAUGAUCAGUUCAUUACCAGCCAGCCGACAUGUUGACAGCUAGGUGGUGGUGGAUAUCAGGGGUUCAGGAGCAGCUAGCGAUGGGAUGGGAGCUUCAGCACUGUGGCCUAUGGCUGCCUCAAUGAUAGUUCGUAGUAUAGCUAUUAGUAAGAUACAUUUAGACCUACAGCAAAAUGUAAUCAGAAAAAAGAUGAUCAUGAGUCCCUCCCUGUACAUUAAAACAACACACCAUGUUCAACAAUGUAAUCUAAAAGUAAGCUGUAGGUUUAUCAUAUACCAUACUGCCGAUCAGACCCCAACACCCAAUGCCCUCAUGUAUAACCAAUGACAAGGAUUUAGUUUAGGACUGCCUAAUGGCAUUUUUGAGUAGUUCAAUAAUAGGGGCUUACUGCAGAUACCUUAGACCACUUGUUCUGAACAUACUCACACCACUCAGGAUACUCUGCUUCCAUGCUGGCUGGUGAUUGGGAAAUUACACAGAGGCCCUGUUGGGGGUUCUAACACAUCCAAUGUAAUGUAAUAUUAAUAUUAACGUCCGCUGGGAAUGGUCACAGUUUCAAAGGGGGCUUUCUUCACUUACUCUGUAAAGAGGGUUCUUUGGUCAUCUUUUCUUUGUUGGCAAAUGUUGGCAAGCCCCUCUUAAGUGUUGAAGUUUUUUCCCAGCUAAAUGAUGAAUAUCAACAUUUAUAAACAGAUUAAAAAUGUAGAUGAAGCACAGCCCAUGUUAGAUCAUGAGCAUUAUUAGUGCAUCAUUGGCAUCUUAGUAUCCCCGAUCUACAAUACCAUAGGAAACAAAUCCCUCUGAAAAAUAUAUUGCUGUUUUUGACCAUACAAUUCUUGUCAUACUGUUUGUGAAAUUUACUGUUCGUCCAUUACUCUUUUGUAAUUAUUACUCAGCAAAGACAGAGGUAGUUGAUGUCAACAGUCUGACCAGACAUUUCUUGUAGAAAAUGGAUGCUUUGGGAAAUAAAUGGUCAUUGUCAGAAUAGAAACCCAAACAAUCACAACGAUGAAUCUUACAACCUCAAAAUCACCAUACUUUAUUAGUCCAGGAGUCCAGGAGUUCAGGAGGAACACCUUGAGUAAAGGAGCAGUAUAGAAAUAUCCAGUCAACCUUCAGUCAUUGUAGUCAGUCAUUAUAUCUCUACUGGUUCUGGUAGUUCUCUCUUUGUAGAUAAUGCCUCAGUUGUACAACAACAUACCUCCCAUGUUAUUUCAAUUUUCAGGCAGGUUUGCAUCUGGUUGCAACAAAAUUGGUUGUGCUCUGUUUUCGCCCACAUGAAAAUGUAUCACUGUCACUGUCGUUUUGAUGUAUUUGAGGACAUCAAGGUGUGGCUUUCACACACACACACACACACACACACACACACACACACACACACACACACACACACACACACACACACACACACACACACACACACACACACACACACACACACACACACACACACACACACACACACACACACACACUAUAUUGGUACGAGAUAAACAAAGACACAAGGAUCUAAUUUUGUCAACUGGACAUGAGCGGUAAAGAAUUGAACCGACAGGAACAGCAACAUUAGCUUUGUGACUGAGCCCUCUUCAGUUGGUUGCUAAGCGUUCAGGAGAUGAAUCCCCUUGUUCAGCUGCAGUAGUCUGUGAGACUCAAGAACACAGAGCAUUCCUUUGUGAAACAACUAGAGAAAUGGAAGCACUACAGAUGGAUUUGUAACAUUAGAUCAACUGGCUACAAUGGACAGAUAUUACAAUAGAACAACAAAGCCUGUUAGCAUACAAAGCAUACAAAGUGUCCUUUCUCCCAAUCAAUAGAAAAAUCCCUCAGAAACAUUUGACGAAAUCCUGUACACUGUAUACAGAAUAUAGUCUGCUAUAUCCCUGAGAUAAUAGGCUUGAUAAGACAUUGUUGGGAGGCAAUGCUUUGUGCUUCCUUCGCAUAUCUUAUGUGCAAUUAUGUUGACUGCACAACAGCUCCACUAAAAGUGUUAUGUUCUCCCUGGCGUUUUGCUUCUGUCUCUUUGACUCACUUCUGGGCAGAGGGUAGAGUGGUGUGUCUAUAGGGCACAGUCCUGCGCCUGUUCCCCUCCUCGUCCCCUAGCCAUGUCUGGCGCUGCCAAGUGUACCCAUGCCAGGGCUGCCUCCCUAGGAUGGAUGCUGCCUCUAUGGCAGGGGUUGUGGGUGCCUGAUUGGCACUGAGUGAAAUGGUCCAGAGGGAGUUCACACUCGUGUCAGCCGUCACAGAUGACCCAAUCCUCUCAGACAGACAGGGCUGUGCUCUAGUUCCCUCUCCUCUCCUCUAGUUCCCUCUCCUCUGGGUGGGUGGCUGGCUGGCGGCUAGGCUACACUUCACUCCUGUCCUGUGUGCUGCUGGGGCCAUCUUGGCCACACGCACUGUCAUGUCCCUCUCCUCCAGGCCUGCCUGUGUGAGCAAGGGGCACCUGUGGCCACUUGGCCUCUUUUCUCUCUAGGCAGCCAGCCGAAGAGAAUAAAGUUCUCCCUUGCUGCCAACACAUACGGCCGGACGGCCUGGCAGGCCAUUUCCCCACAAGACAGUGUCACAGGAAACUGUAUUUAA